Messenger RNA from Asterias rubens (European starfish), 1880 nucleotides. RefSeq names its product phosphatidylinositide phosphatase SAC1-like. NCBI's taxonomy places the organism in Eukaryota, Metazoa, Echinodermata, Asteroidea, Forcipulatida, Asteriidae. Gene Ontology annotation, cellular component: endoplasmic reticulum. The record is from RefSeq and is a predicted model, not a curated record. Gene Ontology annotation, molecular function: phosphatidylinositol-4-phosphate phosphatase activity. The coding region runs from base 7 to 1785 and encodes 592 amino acids. The transcript is spliced from 19 exons. Gene Ontology annotation, biological process: phosphatidylinositol dephosphorylation.
UUCAACAUGGCGGUGCACGAGAGUUUGGUGUUGUACACCACAGAUGAUAAGUUUUAUGUUGAAGCUCAUGAUUCCGGAAGCAAGGAGUUGCUUAUUAUUGACAGACUCAGUCAAGAAAUUACACUCGGUGAUUCUGGUAGUCAGAUCCCUCCCUUUGCAACCAGCAAACCAAUAUGUGGACUGAUGGGUACCAUACGAUUGCUGGCAGGUCCGUACUUGGUGGUGAUCACCAAGAAGUCCAAGGUUGGAGAAAUCAACGGACAGACCAUCUGGAAGAUCACUGGCCAUGAGAUUAUUCCCUACAAGAGGACAUUCCUGCAUCUCAAUGAGCAACAGAAACAGGAUAACCGCACCUAUGAGUCAAUGGUGAACUAUGUCUUGGACUCAAAUGACUGUUACUUUUCAACGACCUAUGACCUGACACAUUCCCUGCAGAGGCUUUUCAACACCAGCCCAGAGUUUCUGCAGAUGCCAUUAUUUGAAAGAGCUGAUCAGCGCUUCGUCUGGAACUGUAAUUUAUUACGAGAGCUUGCUUCGCAACCUGAGCUGAGCCGUUUCAUUUUGCCAGUGAUGUGUGGCUUUGUAACAAUUAGAAUAGGGAUCCUACAUGGGAAACGUUUUGAUUACAUCGUGAUCUCAAGACGGAGUUGUUUCCGAGCUGGGACGAGGUAUUACAUGAGAGGACUAGACAGCCAGGGACACGUUGCUAACUACGUAGAGACAGAACAAAUUGUGCAAUGUAAUGGAUGGAGAGGAUCAUUUGUACAGACGAGGGGGUCAAUACCGCUGUACUGGUCCCAACGACCAAACAUCAAAUACAAACCAAAGAUUCUAAUAAGUCAGGCACAAAACCAUUUGGAUGGAUUCAUGAGACAUCUGGACAGUCAAGUGGUCAACUACGGAGAACAAGUGCUUGUCAAUCUGAUUGAUCACAAGGGAGUUGAAGACAGGUUGGAGAAGACGUUUGCCAAAGCUGUUAUGGAUGCUGGAAACAAAAAUAUCAAGUAUGAGUCGUUUGAUUUUCAUCAUGAGUGUCGUCGAAUGAGAUGGGAUCGACUCUCAAUCCUCAUGGACAGACUCGCAGCGGACCAAGAAAAAUACGGGUAUUUCAUGAUCACCCCUGAGAACCAGUUGUUGAAGCAUCAGACUGGAGUAUUCCGAACCAACUGUAUGGAUUGCUUGGAUCGGACUAAUGUUGUACAGAGUCUACUGGCUAGGAGGACGCUACAAGAACAGUUACAGAGAUUUAAUAUUCUGCGACAAGGAGAGAGUAUUGAUGAACAUCUAACGACAGCGUUCGAGAGCACCUUCAAAAACACAUGGGCAGAUAAUGCAGACUUUUGUUCUAAGCAGUAUGCAGGAACAGGCGCACUGAAGACAGACUUCACUAGGACUGGGAAGCGGACACACUUUGGAAUGGUGAAAGAUCUCUACAACUCAGCACUACGCUACUACAAAAAUAACUUUGUGGAUGGCUUUAGACAGGAUUCAAUCGACCUGUUUCUUGGUAACUACAUCGUGGAGGAAAACGAAGGCAUCUCCUCACCAUCUCCACUCAGACCAAAACAUGAUACCAAGUUUAUUCUGCUUCCAGUGAUUUGUAUCAUAGCUUUCUCAAUGAUGAUCAUCAGCAUUCUCAUCCCAGCAGCUGACCUCUACCUUCAAGCAUCCUACGUGUUUUUCUGGAUGGCCGCUACCGCUGUAUGCCUCGCACUCAUGUACAUAUAUGGUAUGGAGUUUGUGAAUCAACCAAGGCUAGCUCAAGCUAAGGCUAAACUGGAUUAGCUGCUAACCGAAUGCAGUAGGCUUAAAGGCACCGGACAGGUUUGGUAAAUACUCAAAUAUAGCAUAAAAACUUACUUGGUAAUGAGAUGUUGAUA